AUGGACUUCAUGGGAACCAGGAUCAGAACAAGUAAAGGCCAGAACGAGGGCCAGGCCUUCCCUGCUCCUCCCUUGGGCGAGAAACCAGCGUGGGUGACACAACUGAAGAAGGGGAUUGCUCAAGAGGCCGGUUUCCACCCAGCCACUGCAAAGCCAGGAAGAAAGGAGUCGUUGGACAAGGACAUUGGAGCCACCUCGGAUCCUCCCCAGAGAAGCCCGGCCCUGCAGAAAUGGCCACCGGUCAAAGACAAGGUUGCUCCAACGGUUCCAGCCAAAGGAGCGGCCGUUCCCGCUUCCCGGAACGCCGCGGGAGGCAUCCACGAGGCCACACGUCCCGCUGGGCCUCCGAGGAAGCCUCUGCCGGACAUCAAGGCGCUGGGAGCGAGGCCGGCCAAGCCCAGGCGCCCUCCUCGCGUGGAGCUGGAGAGGUUCCGUGCAGCUGCCCGGCCUGGGAAUGGCCAUCCUGCCACAGGAGCCGGGAGGAACACUAAGCCAGGUUACCUGAAACCAGGGAAGAAGAGGAGAUAUAUGACGACGUGGAGCCUGUUGGACUGCUUGGGAGAAACCAAGGGUUUCCGCUUCCCCCCGUGUCCCAGCCCCCGGCAUAUUCCCGCUCUGGAGGAGUUCGACGGAGACAUCCGCGUCCUCACACAAAUGAUGGUUGACCCUGCAGCAACGGAGAAGAGGGGCGGAGGGAAGAACCUCCCGCUCCGACGAGGAGAAAUUCUGGAUGUCAUCCAGUUUACAAACGAGGAGCAGAUCCUGUGCCGCAACAGCCAGAGGAGAUAUGGCUACGUGCCCCGGGCCGUGAUGCUGCGCCUGGACACUGACAUCUACGACGACGUUGAGAUCUACGCACGAAAUCCAGAUGACUUUAAUGGCCCCGAGCAGUUGGCUGUGGCCGAGAGGCAGUAUUUUUCCUUCCCGGGAGAGCUCCUCAUGAGGAUGCUGAAGAUGCUGAUCCUGCCCCUCAUCACCUCAAGCCUCAUGUCCGGGCUGGCCACCAUGGACUCCAAGGCUUGUGGGAAGAUGGGAGUGAUCACAAUCACCUACUACCUCUGGACGACCUUCAUGGCUGUGACCGUCGGGAUCAUCCUCGUGGUCAGCAUCCACCCUGGCGCCGCGGCCCAGAAGGAGGAAUAUUCCGUGGGGAAAGUGGUGCUGAGCUCUGCCGAUGCUCUCCUGGAUCUAAUCAGGAACAUGUUUCCUUCUAACCUCAUCGAAGCUUCAUUUCAGCAG
Molecule: messenger RNA, 1239 nt
Organism: Tinamus guttatus (white-throated tinamou)
Lineage: Eukaryota; Metazoa; Chordata; Aves; Tinamiformes; Tinamidae
Source: RefSeq, a predicted model, not a curated record